Molecule: messenger RNA, 10434 nt
Organism: Porites lobata
Lineage: Eukaryota; Metazoa; Cnidaria; Anthozoa; Scleractinia; Poritidae
Source: the annotation of a GenBank genome assembly
AUGGGAGUAUAUUCUUCUCCAGAGAAAGCAUUUGAGUUUUGCUGGAGCUCGUUCGCGGAUGAACACACACUUGGCCAAAAUCGAUCAGGAGACACGUAAAAUUGAAUAAAUUUGCAUUUGGAACCCCAUCACUACCGGAUUUAUUAUGUAAACAUUGAUUUACGUUAAUAUAUAAUCAUUAUGGUAGUUCACAACACUUAUUAUCAUUUAUAUUAAAAAAAUCAUUUUCACCAUUUGGAUUGUCCAAAUGUUUUGACGAGCGUUUUAGUUACUGUGGAUAGGAAAACUGCACGCUAUUCAUCGCAUUCAAUACAGAAACGCAGUCAAAAAUCAAAUAUCUUUCGUCUCCUCCCAGAGGUUUUGAAUAGGUCCUGAAUCUAAUUUGUCCCCACAUUUAUAAAAACACCACGCACACACACAGGAGAAGCUAGGAGGGUGAGAAAUGAUUAAAUGGGUCACUUUUAAAAAGCCGGGCCAUAUUUCAUGCAAAAGGUUCGCCAGGAAGGAAAGGGUGAAUCAUAGAAAACGCUGGCUCGCCCUGCAUGGUUGGCUCAAGUAGUCGAGUAACCCUUCUAUCCGCGGCAAAGUUUCUCCAGAUUAAAAACGUUUACACCCUUUGGAUGGUACAAAUGUUUUGACGAGCGUUCUAGUUACCGUGGAUAUGAAAAAAUGCACGCUGCCUAUUUAUCAAUACAGCAACGAAGUUAAAAAUCAAAUGUCUUUCUGCUCCUCUUAGAGAAUAAGGUAAGCCCCAUCACGACGUUUUGACUUUAGACAUCCACUUACCCAAAGGAAAAAAUGUUUUUUUAUUAAGAGGACAUUUGUUACUAAAACCCAUGAAACUGUUUUUAAACCCGUUAUCCUGCCUUUUUUGGUAUAUUUUGCAGUUUGUCAUAUCUUGUUGGACGCAUAAUGCGAAAAGUUGUAUUAGCUUUGUUGAUGCUGGCGAUCCUUGCUGCAACGGCGGAUGCUAAGCCUCGUCCCAAGGUAAGUCAUGAGUUUAGCUAGUCCAAUUGCUGACGCGAAACGAUGUAAGAAAGAUCCCAUCAGCAAAUAAUAAAAUUCUCCGUUUCCGGGCUUUUUAACAAUAAAUAUACGUACAAAAAUAAUAAUCAAUCUUUUUUCAGCCUACUUUACUUAUGUGUUUUACAAUAGGGUCCUGAGAAAACGAAAUAAAUAAAUAAAUAUAAAUGGAAGCAAAACAGCAAUAAGAAAAACUAGUUAAAUAACUAUAAAAAUUACUACUAAAAACUAAAUAUCCUCCCUCAAUCCAACAACACCUAAACAUACAAAUCUGAGAUUAUUUUAAUAGAGGGAUGCUAAAACUACUAAAUAUAGAUAUUUAUAAAUAUAAAUUACUAUAAGGUAGCCCCCCUCCCCUUUAUAAGCUUCUUAAAAGUAAGAAUAUCCCGGCGCAGCUUCUGCGUGUAUCAUGAUUCAAAUCAUUCCAGUCAUUACUGCAUGUAGCAAAAUUAAUUGAUGUCCAAUGGCUCCAUUUGCGCUUAGCAUCAGUCUAACGUAUGUUGAACUUACAUCUGGAAUUAUACUCAUGAAAAUCUUGAUAAUAUCUUAGAUCAAUCCUAGGUGAGAAAAGGUUGUUCCUAUAUUUAAUAUAUAGAUUUAGCCAGGGCUAAAAGCGAAGCUCCCGUUAAUAAAUUCAUAAUUUAAAUCAAACAAUAAACUUGUAAUCCACAGAUCAGGGCACAUUCAUUUGACUUUUGAGGCAAAGGCUGAUUGAUUUUAGAGAAAUAUCAGAAUUUGACCGUCCAAGAGUGAAACAAAUUUUACAUCAAGUUAUUUGUACACCGAAAAAUAGCAAUCAUGUUCGAUCACAGUAGAUUAGGCCUGGAAAAUAAUUAGACCCAUUCGUGUAUUGUCUUUGCAUUAGCAGCAUCCGUAAUGUGGCAUUCACCAGUCUCUCCAACAUUGCUCCGUUAGAGAGACUAUGGAUAAUUGGACAACCCCGAAAUAUAAUUUUAAGAAACACAUGUGCCACGAUAGUCCUUGGUGGCAGCCAAUUUACACGUUGCAUUCCUCUGUCUAAAAGAGAGGCCAAAAUAAAAAUCAGGCCGAAUUUUUUGUGUUCGACAAGUUUAGUUCACUAGUAAAUCUUGGCGACGAACCUGGUGGCGUGUAAACCAGCCUUUUAAACAUACUUUUUCGCAUCACGUCUCAGGUAAACAGUACACAGACCUCGGACAGAAUUUGUUCUUUUUUGCCCAAUUUAAACCUAUAAUUCUGCAGUUUUUCCCAAUUUUGCAAGAGAAUUUGCACUCAUUCAAUAUCCACGACGAUCAAAGCACGCGCUUCCUUUGCACAACAAAUUAUAGCAUUGAAUUAUAAAACGUUUUCUGUUAGAAAAAUCUGGUCCUAUGUGAUAUGCGGGGUAAUAAUUAUGGGCUUUAAUGAAAACGAUAAAAAAAUUCCCAAAAUCACUUUUCGGCCAGCCGGAGGGGUUCGCACUUUUGACAGGCACCAAAUUUGCAGUGCGAUUAAUAGAGUUACCAUUUACGCUUCAACAUGAUAGAGAAAUUAGUAUGUCUAGGUUUUAUUUCCCUUUAUUCAUUAAACUGUGUAUGAUUUUGUUAUGUGUAAUCUUUAAAAGCGAGUGAUAUUUAUGCGCGGCGUUUUGAGUAUUCCUACAUGCGAUGUUUAUGUUCGACUGGAAACAACCGGUGCAGCGAUGAAAAUUGCGAGAGGGACUACUAACAAUCAAUAAAAUAAGUUUAAUUCGGUGAAACAUGUACAGAGACAAUAAUUUUCAUUCACGAAGAGAAGUAUUGAGAGUAAGGUGUCUCAGGAAAUCAUGAGUCAGGCAAGCAUAAGCUUAUUUAUGUUUUAAGCCGGCUUUCCGGUGUUCGCUCGUUUUCAAGAUGAACUCGAGGCAAGAAAAUCGCUCAGAGCUUUCUGUUUACAGACAAAAUCAUAACUAAAUAAUCUUCGGAAACUUUCCUUUAAAUUUGCGGGUCAAAAAAUGUCUAAAGGCUUUUUAAACCUGAUACUAUUGUAGGUUAGAUCAUUGCGGCGUGUUUUAACUUAAGCCGCAUAAACCAUACGCUCGACUUCAGGGAACCGAAACAAAAAAAAACACAUCAAAAACAAUAAUGGCUCAAGCUUACCAGUCGAGAUGCUGCUUCUGAAGGCCAUCAAGUGUUCCAGAAUCGCUUGAGACUUUUCAACCUUCUUACGCCUCAAGCAAGGGCAAGUGAGUAAGCUCAUUUUUGAAAACGAUGCUAUCCGAAUCGGAUUUCCAAUGACUUUGACAAGCGGUGCAUUUGUCAACAAAAAGCGCAAUAAACAAACCAGCCACGAAUUACAGAACAAUCUUGAUAGCAGCUGUAUUUCAUUUUGUACACCAAGUAGAAAAAGACAGUUUAAAACAUCACAAGAUGACACAAAACUCUCUCAGCUCCAGCUAUCACUAAGCAAGUUUCCAGACGCUGCAAAAAAUUUCCCCAUAAACUCACCUGUCAAAUUUUGACCAAUCAGAACAUAAAAAUUGGACGUAGAGCGUGAUCAACGCGUGACAGUGAGAAAAGUCAAAACCGAUUGCCUUCCCUGCAUGUAAAUGUAAAAGCCGGUUGAAUUUUCGUGUCCGAGAUCAGUUCGAAAUCAACAUUUUAAAAGUGCGGCUCAUGAAACACGACUUAUUUCAUAUGCAUUUUAAAAAAAUUGAACUUGAGCCUGCGAUCAUUUGAAAAGUAGCAACUUGUCAGCGAAAACCUUCAAAAUAUUACUCGAACUCAGAGGGUCGAUACCUGAGCCCGCGAUAGGGUCAGGCGAUACUGGUCAGCAGAAACACUGUUUUGACAGCUGUCAAUUAAUCAAAACAUGGAUGUACAAUAUCAGGUCGCAGGCUCCCAAACUAGCUAGAAAGUGUGAGAUUAAACACUGGUAUGCCUGUGGUGCGGACGGACGGAAGGUCGGGUGGUCGGUGUACGGUCACGUGAUUGCCGAAUUUUCUAGGAUGGAUAGAUUUUCUAUAAAGCUACGGGGCUUCGAAUUAAGCCCGUGAUCAAAUAAAAUAUCAGGGCAAAACUUUGAACACUACGUGACCUCAAUAGAUAGAAAAAUGAGCCCGCGAUCCACUCAGGUGAUGAUGGUCAGCGUAUACUCUAGUUUGACAGCUGGCAAUUAACCUUCAUUAGAAUGGCGAAUAUUCGAAUUAACAGACUACGAGUGUGAGUAGGACAUUUCCGUCCGGCAUGUAGUGGAAAAUGCCAGAUCGUGUACCUGAGCGAACCUGAGCCCUCGUUUUUAGUUUUCUGAUAGCGGUCUGCACAUGCCCCAUUUUGACAGCCGUCAAUUGACCUUAAUUUGGCCUGCCAAUGUAACUUUAAACGACUGUCAGCCAACUGACAGCCUUGCCCGGCGUAGUUUCGUUGUUAUGUUGAAUUGGUAAGUGUGACAUAUUAUAUAUAGGGGCAAAACGACUGGUCUUUUAUCUGAGCCCGCGAGACGGUCAUGUGAUAAUUGUCAGCGGAUGUCUGAUUUUGACAGCUGUCAAUCUAAUCGUACUCAUACGGAUGGCUUACAUAACUAAGAGGCUAGUCAAGUUGUGAAAGAUCUAUUGUGACAUUUGACAUCGGCUUACAUGAAGUGUGUGUACGGACGGGCGUACGCUACGUCAUAACCAAAUUUUUUGGGAAGGAUAGUUUACCAAAUUUUCUUACCCAUGGUGCUCCGCUAUAAAUGAAUAUUAAACGAUGCAACCGUCUUCUUAUCUUGAGAUUUACCCAGGAAAGCCUGCCUGAGGCAGCACUUGCAUGCAGACGAUCGAUAAGAAAGGUCUAAGAUGAUACGUGCAGCUUUGGUCUGUAAUACUUGUAAACCUGUAGUGACAUUAAAGACUCAUUAUCCCGAUCCCUCCUGACUAUGUCAGCAUUUUGAUAGUCAAACAAGGGCAAAAUAUAACAAUUAAAAAAUAAAAUACUACAAUGUAAUGGCAAGUUCUUGAGAGCGGCGCCGCGUAACUAUCAACUAGAUGUGGAAAUAGUCAAAAAAUGACCUGGCCUCAAACUCAGCCAGAAUAAAGCCUUUAUGGGCCCUAGUUACCAAAUGGUUGGUUUAAGUGCGAUCGAGUGAAUUUUUUUAACGAUUGUUGUUCCCGAGGCCUAAAAUAGGCAAAAAUCAUGCGAAAUUAGAGUCAAAUUCAGUGGCUCGUAUAUUUUAAAAUAAAGUUGGCUAGUAAAAUACAAGGACACUUCAUAUUUUUACUGUCUUUCCUCUAAAAUUUUAACUAAUUAAUUCGCGGUUUGGUCAACAAGAGAUAUUUUAAGAAAAUGUCAAGCUCGUUGACUCAAAAUCGCUUAAUCAACGGUCAAAACUUAGCACUUUUUCACGAGCCAAAAAAGCGGACGGGCACAUGGCUUUCACCACCAGCGCAUAUCAUUAUUUUUUCUUCAAAUUAGUGAAAUAAAAUUUGGGGGCAAAUGAAAUUACGAGUGCUAACCUGAAGCGAAGCAAAUGCAAAUGUUACUCUAAAAACGGGCGUACAAACGUGACCUCUGAUCCCCCCGGGGGGGAGGGGGGGUACUUCCAGAAAAAUUGGGUGGGGUGUGCUCCACGCUUCCUGAAACCCUUACCCUAUUUCAGACCAAAAUCUGUGUUUUUCCCUACUCUUUUUCAGACCUGAGUAAAAAUUCGAUACCCUAAUUCAGACGGGAUUUUUAACAAAAUGGGUGAUAUCCCUAAAAAAAGCGUUUGAAGUUCCACAUUGCUAUAAAACUAAAAGUUACGAGAAAAUACUGAGUGAAAGGCAGAAUACAUGCAAGUCCAGAGAGAAAAGAAAAAACAACUUUCUGUUCAAAGUCGGCUAAGAAGACUGAAGCAAGAAGACUGAACUUGAUUAAGGUUGUUCAUUUAAGGUGGCUCCCCAGAGUAAAUUGGCGGUGCGCAGCCUGAGCACUACUAUGGCGCCAGCUUUAAAAUCCGCGCGUCGUCCACGCAAAAAUGAAAAAAAAAAUGGCCUCUCAGUUUCGAAAUAUUCCCAACCAAAAAAUUAACCUGUAUUAACUUUCUGUUGAAGCUUAUUGUGCAAAAAGUUUGACCAAAGUAGGUAAAAAAUUCAUGAGAGGAGACAAUGUUACACCGAAAACAAGUCACUAUCGAUCUCCAUAAGAGUAAAUUGUAUGUAAAAACAAAGCAGAAAUUUUCCAAAGACAUCAAUUCUUUAAUUUUGCUUCAAAAGUAGACAAACGUUAAUGGUGAGUGGAAACUUUACUAAGAAAACAAAGAAGUAAAUACACUAACCCAGAAUGAAGCAGUGUUGCUGUUUCUUGCCUUUGGUUCACGGUCAGUGGAAAGAUCGGAAAGAUCGAGACAAUUCCCGAAGAAACACUGAAGAUUGUCUUCACUGGCGGAGCUCCUCUGUCACUUUAUUUCUCGUACAUUUGAUUUGAUUUAAGUAAUUCUAGAAGUGGCUUUAAGAGAAGAUUAAAGGGAGUGUAAACUUUUUUUUUGGUUGUUUUGCCGACUCUAUCACAUUGUUUAAAAUACUUAUCAGAAAAAAGGUUUCACACUAAAUUUGCAUCCUAAUCGAAGGAACCUUUCCAUCGACAAACCAACAUCCUUGUAUUUUUUCUUCUUUCAAACAUCCUUCACCACACAUGCAAGACGCACUAGAAAAUGUUUUUGCACAACGAGAAAUAAUUUUUACUCACAGUUAGUCCCUUGACAAAAGCAAUAGUUGUCCGUCGAGACCUACGGUCUUGUACGUGUAGCUUAGGAAAUGAUGUACGAUUUAUAGAUCGGCGCCAUCUUUUACAGCAGACUUUUAAAGAAAAACGUCGCUGUCGAAAUUAUCCCUAAAGAAGAACAAGGUUGAAAGAAGAGGGCUGACAUUUGAAGAUCUGCAAACAGUGUACAGCAGAUUAGGAAAUGAAGGGCUUAUUGGAAUCCUUGCACAACCACCGUCUUCAUUUCCGACGAUCGCCAUCUUCACGAGUGACCACCACGGUUCGAAUUUUAGCUACAAUGUCAAGUACUUCGAAGAAAACAUCCUGUGUUAGGUAUAAAAUUGAAUCCGCAAUCUCUCCUUUUUGGACUGGCGAGAUAUCACCGUAAUAAUACUAAUAAACGGCUUCAAAACAAUGGCUUUCUUACUCUUUAAAGAAACCACUUGUUUUCGGUAGCUUUGUGCAUUAUGCGCAUGCGGGCGUGAUGGCUUUCCUAGAGGAUAAAACAUCAGCACCUGAAGUUUUCAUUAGCUUUUCGUUCAUCCCUCCUGCACAUUUUGAGACAAGCUGAGUGAUGGUCAGUUGUUAUGGUAAGUUUUAUGGUUACGAGAUAUGACGUCAUAAGUAGCAGGUGGACAAGCCAUGUUUGAGUGAAAGUACAUGUUUUUUCAACUUUUUUCAACAAUAAAAGUAAUUUAUUUAUAAUUCAUUUAUGUGUUAUUUUUCAUGUAAAGCGCAAAAAAAUACCAUUUCUCAUUUUGUUAAGAAGAUCAAAGGCUUUCCACUAAAGGUAAAAUCGUUUCGAAAUACUGCAACAUAUCAAAAACUCCGGGGAGGGGUUCCAUCCACCCCCCCUUCUUGUACCACGGUGGGGGUAUGACUUUGCGUGUACGUCCGAGAGUUAAGGAUUUUCUUUUCAAAUAUUCACCGAAUAUUUGUUUGGAAUUGUUAUCAGCCAAGUGGCUGAAACAUUGCGCAUUUAUGCUAUUAUAGUUCUGCUCCGUUCCAUUUGCCCAAUAAUUUUUUUCAACAAUCUAAGUUAUCUAUAAACAAACUAUGUUUAGUUAAAAUGGCUAAUACUCUAAAUCGAUGUGGCAUGGGUGAUAUAAUUAUUGACCUUCCAAUUUCUACCAAUUUUGUGUACCUUUUAAGUGCCGAAAAAAUGCUGUGAGAAACUAUAGCCGUUCGUAGCUCAGGCUUAACCAUUUUCUGAUAAAAGUAGGUAAAUGCAAAGAGGAAAGGUAUAGUUCUUUGCAGCUGUACGAGUCACGAUUAAGUUAUUUUAAUCAUAAGGCUAGAAUUAAUUAUUGAAAACCUCUUUCAGUUUGCCAAUAAAUAAAUAUUAAAUAGAUAAAUAAAUAAAAAGCUCUUUAUUAGGUUCCAAAAAACAAACGUUCUGGAUUAUAAUAGGCAAUUAAAUAAAAUUGAAGAGGCAUCUAUUAAUAAAACAGCGUUUAAAACGUUCGGUCCUAAUCUGAGAAAGAACAUAGGAAUGACCACGAUUCCUUAGCAAACUUGUUUUAUUGGGUGGCAGGAGAUCUACCAAAGGGCCUUCAAGAGACGUAGUUAUAUUCUUCCAUAACCUAUUAUCUUAGGACUCUAAAAAAAAAAAAAAAACAUUUUAUUUGAGUGUCAAUAUAUUAGCACGAAAGUACCGAUUGGGGACACUAUAUUUUACGUCUCCAACUGGGGACGGGACCGCCAUUUUACGUGGUCAUCCGAGCCACGCGAAGGUCUAGCCUGUUGCAGUGCAAAGGGAGUACCUUCAUUUCUCGGUUAUUUUAAGACCCUGAGUAUUGUUCCGGCCCCACGAAUCGAACCCGCGACCUCCCGCUCUGCAGUCAACACGCUCUACCGACUGAGCUAACACUGCCGCGGUAAAAGGAGGAAACCAAAACGAACUGCUCUUUUCUGAACUUGUCAAUUUUGGAAAGAUACUUAUCAUAUCUAGCAACACUCUUUACUAAAAUGCUAUAAGUAAAAAUAGGUAUAAUCAAACUAUGGAAGAGGUGCUGUAGAAAAGUCUAGACUAUAGCCAGGUUUCUUGCACACUCGUAAUAUGUGUAUACGCCUCCCUGCUUUGCUAAGAAGGGCAUCAAUUUGCUUGUCCCGAUUUGUAGGAUUACUAUGAAGGCAAACACCUAAAAGCUUAAGAAAUUCUUCCUGAUUGAUAUCAAAAGUGAUAGUGGGGAGGGGUCUCUCAACUUUACCCUUAACAACCAUCUCCUUAGUUUUAGUAAGGUUUAUAGUCAUAAGGUUGUCCAGGGCCCAACUGAGUAUUUUGCACUUCUUGGGGAGCUUGGUCCAAGUAUAGUGCCCUAAGGCACACCUCUGUUUAUAGGCUUAAAGGGGGGGUCGUUUCUCUUUGUUGUCUAUUAAAUGAAAAAUUAAUCAUCCAAUUAACAAUGUAGAGAUUGAUGGGCAAUUAUGAAGUGAUUCACUGAGUCAAAAGCCUUGGAGAAAUCAAAGGCAAAAACCCUAACGCCCUAACGCAAUCUUCUCCUCCAGUGUCAAGCCAUUUAAGCCACAUGUGUUGGCUUUUAAUGAGAGCCUCGAAAGUAUUCGUAACUUCCCUAUAUGCAAAUUAAUCUAGCAAUAGAUAGGGUCUAAUUACAGGCUUAACUUCUUAACUUAAUUUGAAAGCAAAGAGAAUUCAAACCUUAGAAAAUGCAUUCAGUACUUAGGACACCAUUCCAAGGCUACAUGCCAAAAAUCAGCCAAAUCGAUGAGGUACCCGGUGUCAGGCCAAAGUUCGAAUUUUACAGAAAAUCACUCUUAACACUUAGAUCUACAGUUUCGCAUAGGUUAAUUGGUUUAAGCCUUUAAGCGUUAACAAAGUUUUUUCCCAAGCAGGGACGUCUAAAUCCAUGGAAGUUUAAGACGUAGAUUUUUUUCCUUUUAGAAACCUUUGGCGCAACUUUCAGGGACGUUGUCGGAGGCUCGCAUCUUCACUGCAGAUACUUGUAAGAUUUUAGUAUUAAAAUGCCUGACAACAGUUAUUAACAGCUAACCGUUUAAAGGGGCUACGUCGCGGGGAUGUGUUGCUGUAAAGUUCAGUGCGUUUACCCAUACACAAAAUGCUCCUUUAGAGUUAAGAAUUUCAUCAGGGAGCACUUAUUAUGAUCGUUUUUGGGUGAUUUUUGCAUAAUAGCAUUAAAACGUUAUUUCAAGUUUCAAGCCAUGUUUAUGCGCUGGUUAUCCAUAAAAAACAGACGAUAGGCAACAGCUCCAAUGCGUAAAUAUAGUCAUAAAAGACAAAUCUGGACCAUUAGCGGUUAUAGAAUUCGAUUGAUGCGAAACCUGAUCGUUUUAGAUUUUCAACUGAGAGAUGGGAAAUAGCACAACUUAGCCCCUUUAAGCCCUGGUUAACAUGCAGUUUGAACAUAUUUUAAUCUUUUAGUUACCUUUUUUGCUAGGGCUGUCUGACCUUGAGAACGAUGAAGCAUUUAAAGGUUUCAAGUCUGAACACGGCCUAUUGGAAGUAAAACAACCUGGUGCCUAUUACAUCUAUGCCCAAGUGUUUUUUGAAAUCUACCAAGACGGCCCUGAAUAUCACAACCGUGUGGCAAUAACUGUAAAUGGCGAACCAUUUGCCUUGAUGCAAACAGGCCUCGGAAACAAAGCUGACUAUGGCAGCGUUUACACAGGUGGAGUUAUCCGGCUGAAAAAGGGCGAUAAGAUCGGCUUGAAAACCGUUUACGAAAGCAGGUUAUGGCUGUCAGCUAAACAUACCUUCCUCGGUGCAUAUAAAAUUUGA